Messenger RNA from Scophthalmus maximus (turbot), 4666 nucleotides. RefSeq names its product monocarboxylate transporter 2. NCBI's taxonomy places the organism in Eukaryota, Metazoa, Chordata, Actinopteri, Pleuronectiformes, Scophthalmidae. Gene Ontology annotation, cellular component: membrane. Gene Ontology annotation, molecular function: monocarboxylic acid transmembrane transporter activity. Bases 1625 to 3046 code for a protein of 473 amino acids. The transcript has 5 exons. Gene Ontology annotation, biological process: transmembrane transport; monocarboxylic acid transport. The record is from RefSeq and is a predicted model, not a curated record.
AAAAAAAAAGACAUCCUUUUCCAUUUCUGAUAUUUUCAAACUGUCAUCGUUUUUUCUUAACUGAAACAUUUUAUGUCAACAAAAGGAAAUACAUAAUUUCUGAAUGUGAUGGAGAAUUGCCCUAAAAACCUGCAAGGGGUUUGAAAAAUUCCAGGAAAUAGGCCACAACAUUGAUUGAAUGUACAAAUUAUUUUUCAAUAUCUACAUUUAAAACACAGUAAAAAAUAUUAUCAUAGUACACCAUAGUACUUUGUUAGAAAUGUGUCCCGUAAAAACCCAUCUACUACAAAAGUAUAGAAAGUCAACCAGUCUUAUUUCCACACAUUGAAAACACACAACUGUAAUUCAUGCACGUACACAAACACAUUAGCAGACUAGGAACAUAAACACACGGUUUGGUUAAUAGUUCAUCAUAAGUCAAGAUAGAUGAAAGAAAAAAUCAACCACCAAUGGGGACAACACACUAUAUUCACAAGAUAUAUGAUAAUAAUAUAAUAUAUAUACCUGAAUUGUCAAACUGUGGUUUUAUAUUAAUUACUCUAAUAUCUCAAGUAAUAAGCCAACAACAAAAAACUCAGCUAGCUUUAUUCCAUAAGAGGAUUUACUGUAAGACUGCAAGCAACAACUAAUUUCAUUAUAACUGCAGCUGACAGUUAUUUUCUUGAAUAAUUCAUAAAUCUUUCCAUCUGUAAAAUGUCAGGAGAGAGUUGGAAAGUGUUGCUCUUCCAGCUCUUGAAGUGCUGGUUGGUUUGUGGAUGCCUCGGGAUAUAAUCAAAAUGCUGUGUUAAGUGGGGUUGGGGGGGCAACAGGGGGCCUAGGGACAUAUUUUUGCCGCGGUGUCUCCUAGGAGAUUCAAGGUCGGUGGUCCUGAGAGAAUUAAUGCAACCAGUAGUGGAGGUGGUAGAUGUUUACAGUGGCCAUGGUGAAGGAAUCCUUUGUGGAUCGGUCACAUCACAGCGGAGAGACUCUGCUCUAUCAGCUCAGUAUCUGACCCAAACUCCAAGUGGGUGUAUUGAACUGGUGGAAGUGUUACAGUAACAGACUAUUGAUACUGAUGUACAUCGAUCAGCAGUUGUUCUUUGUGGCAUCACUGGAUUUGUUAAGUAGUUCUAGCAAAAACAAAACAGCUUGAUUAAAGGUAUUAAAAGAGUGGCCUUAAAGAGACAGAGGCUGUGAAAGAGGAGCUGCAGGAAACGGACAUGUUUACUGAACAUUAGGGCAUGAAAACCUUUUACAGUAAUAACCCACAUUGACAUCAUGAACCUGAAUAUGAGCAGAAUAUAUUUCUCCUUUAAAAUUCACCAGAUUAAUGAAACAGACAUUCAGCUGAAUCCAGUGUAAUUUUCUGUGUCAUGGCAUAAAUAUCAUUACAAGAGUUUAGCCAUUUUGUCUAAAACACCCCCCCCCCCCCCCCCCCAGCAGGAGUCCUUUGUUUGCUGUGGAAUUUAGUUUUUCUACUCACAGAAACAAUAUGUGAGAUCAUUGUUUCUGUGUGGCUGUUGCUUGUCCACUGUACGGUCACUUUUAUGUAUAAUGAAAGUGCACGUGACGAGAUCAGAGUCCUGAGCGACAGGAGGCGGCCGCAGCCUGUUACAGCAGCAGUAACAGACACGCUGAUUCCAUCAUGCCCCCCGCCGCAGCGACCAACCUGGGCUACACCCCGCCGGACGGAGGCUGGGGCUGGGCUGUUGUCUUGGGCUCUUUCAUCUCCAUAGGAUUCUCCUACGCCUUCCCCAAGUCGCUCACCAUCUUCUUCAAGGAAAUCCAGGCGUAUUUCUCAGUUUCCUACAGUGAGAUCGCCUGGGUGUCGUCGGUCAUGCUCGCCUCCAUGUACGCAGGAGGACCUCUGAGCAGUGUACUCGUCAACCGCUUCGGCAGCAGACCGGUGGUCAUGGCCGGCGGGCUGAUGGUCAGCGGUGCCAUGGUGCUCGCUUCCUUUGGCACCACCAUCAUACACCUGUAUCUCUGUGUCGGAGUAAUCGGAGGUUUUGGCCUGGCCUUCAACCUGCAGCCGGCCCUGACCAUCAUCGGGACGUACUUCCAGGUCAGAAGGCCACUGGCGAACGGACUCGCCAUGACAGGAAGUCCAGUCGUUCUGUUCACUCUGGCUCCGCUCAACCAGUUCCUGUUUGACUGUUUCGGCUGGAGAGGGAGUUUCCUCAUCCUGGGAUCGAUCGUGAUGAACUGCUGCGUCGCCGGUGCUCUGAUGAGACCGGUCAACAAGAGCGUCGAACCGAAGACCGAGCCGCCGCCGUGUGACCAGCUUCCCGCCGAGGAGGAUCCCGCUGCCAAUGUGAAACUCCUGACUGAAGAAAACCUGAGUGAGAGCAGGAGUCAGAGCUGUUUUCACAAGUUCGUCGACGUCUCACUUUUCAAACACAGAGGCUUCCUCAUCUACCUCGUCGGUAACGUGGUCAUGUUUUUUGGCUUUUUCGCACCGGUGGUCUUCCUGGCGCCGUACGCCAGACACCAAGGGGUCGACGAAUAUUCAGCAGCUUUCCUGCUUUCUAUCUUCGCUCUGGUGGACAUGUUUGUCCGACCGGCCACCGGCCUCCUGGGCAACACCAAGUGGAUCAGGCCACGGAUCCAAUACUUCUUCAGUUUCGCCGUCGCCUACAACGGCGUGUGUCACCUCCUGUGCCCGCUCGCCGACGGAUACGCGGGUCUGGUGGUGUACACCGUCUUCUUCGGCGUGGCCUUCGGGAUGCUCUGCGCGCUGCUCUUCGAGGUGCUGAUGGACCUGGUCGGGGCCAAACGCUUCUCCACUGCGGUCGGACUCGUCACCAUCAUCGAGUGUGGACCGGUGCUUCUGGGUCCGCCGCUCUCAGGAGCCUUGGUCGAUAAAUUCGGAGAUUACAAAUACAUGUACUACGCGUGCGGCGUGUUCAUGCUGGUGCCGGGCAUAUUUUUCUUCAUCAUGCACUACUACAACUACAAGUGGCUGGACGAGGAGCAGCGGCGCAGUGAGGCCGCGGACACGAGGAACUCUGAAGAGGCAGUGGAACUUCACGUUAAUGAGAAAAUAGCGUAUGAAACGGACGGAUGAGAGAGAAAACAAGGAACAUGUUCUGCUGUAGGACAUUCAGGCGAUUAUCACUAAAUAUAUAUUCACCUUUGAAAAGACGAGUUUAUUUGACAGUGUGGACCUUUGCCAUGUAUCUGUAUUAACAAUGGUUGUUUUAUGUAUAGUAUUAUAAUGAUUACGUUAUGUGACGACUGUAACUCUAAUGGCAUUUUGCUCUUCCGUCCUCUUUCCUUUACAGUGCAAUUACCAUAAUGGCUCCAUAAACUAAUACUGCGCCUCUUCGAUUAUUCAGCCGCUGAAUAAAAAGUAAUUUUCCUGAGGGGCUGAUGUAAAAUAAUGAGACAGAACACGAGAGCCGAAGCGUUACUGUUAAUCAUCGCCUCUGAACCACUAGAUGGCACCGGACACUAUCAUGAGGGAAAUGAUCAGUGAGAAGAACACACUUCUGUUAUACUGAAGCCAUCUUCAUUCAGGGUUUAGUUAUUUACAGUAUUGUUUCCAAAGUGUAGGUCAUCACCUCCCACGGGCUGCCAGGAAAAUAUAAAAUAAUUAUCACAAAUGAGAAAAUUAAAUGUCUAGACUUUCUCCCUCUGAAUUCCUCUCAUGCUGCACAAAAAUGUAAAUCUCACUUGUAGAGACAAAUUCAUUACUCAUACUCUUACUGUCAAACACUUCUCCAGUGUUACAGGAAUGCGUGAACGUUGUUUCGCUGCCGCACCAAUUUAGUACAGUCGUAAGAAUUCAGUAUGAAGUUAUGGAAAAUUUUUAUGAAUUUAACUUUUGAACUAGUGGGAAGAACUUGGUGCUCAUCAAGUUGUAAGAUUUCUUUUGCAUCUGUGGCUGACAAAACUAAAAAACUAUUUUUACAGUAGCUAAAGUAUGAUUUCAGUCAUGUAUGUUUAAUACAGAUUCUAAUACAAGAUCUCAGAGAAAAUACCUGAUCGCAGGUCACAUGAUCCUACUUUAUCUUCCAUCGUACUGUACGACCACAGACGAACGGACGAGCCACUCGGCCGCAGAACAAAACCAUUAUUAUGAGAUGUAUGUUCAAAUUCCUUAUCGUGUCCCUGCGAGGUGCAAAUCGACUCCCUGCUUCAGAUGGAGGAAAAUUGCUUAUGUGAGCGAAUCAAUACGUUUAUUAAUAACCUUGGAUAACGUCUGAAAAUCAGACCGAGCAGUGGGAGAAAAACCACGGUCUCCAAAUCACUGGGUCAUAACUGAACCCAGUUACAGUCGAUACGGCACCGACACGACUCUGGUUUUUAACUGCAGGUUGUUCUGACCAAGACUUUUGAUCUCACUCUGGCCAAAACAGAAAAUAUGCAAAUUUUACUUUAAAACUCAUGUUUAUUUUUGAAUUGUACAAAACUAUAUGUUUAUGCAGUAGUGGAGGAAGUAUUGAUACUUUAUUAACUUCCAGUGCCACAUUGUAAAAAAGAAAAAGUCCUGGUCAUCAGUGUUAUUACGUAUCCAGUGAUAUACUAUAUACAUAUAUUUUUUUAUACAGUAUACCAUUCGAUUAUUGUGCAUCUGUUCAUUACUGUGAAAGUAGAAUUAUAUACUCUUAGUUGAAAGUGGAACUAAUUUUCAGACUGUUUUAUAAAAGAAUGCGACUAAUAAAUAUAUUUUGUUAUGGACAAA